Messenger RNA from Dermacentor andersoni, 1706 nucleotides. Its product is annotated as monocarboxylate transporter 12-like. The record is from RefSeq and is a predicted model, not a curated record. Gene Ontology annotation, biological process: transmembrane transport. Gene Ontology annotation, molecular function: monocarboxylic acid transmembrane transporter activity. Lineage: Eukaryota; Metazoa; Arthropoda; Arachnida; Ixodida; Ixodidae.
GAGCCGCGCGGCUUAUCUUUCUCUCGACUGCUGCACUGUGCGAUCCGCGACAAUAGUCCCGUUCCGAGUGUAAAAUUAGCUGCACGCACAUGUCGCCUUCCAGUGGAAGUAAACCAUAGGAAUAUGGCUCGUUUAUUUCGCCGACUCUAUUUGCCGUCCAUGUAAAAGUGCAAGCAUCGACGAUUCACUAUGGUGGGCGAUUGCACUACAGCAGAAGAGCCCCCAAAUGGGGUAAACCGAGGAGAAACCAUCAAAGCAAUCCUUCGUGACCGCGCAUCGUCCAAUCAAACCGACCGAUUGCGUGAAAGUGCCCCUAUGGAUAGCUGCUGGAACAUACCGGUGGCCAUGGCCGCCGCAGCGUUCCUUGUCUGCAUGCCGUGGUCGUGGUUCGGCCUCUUAUUCGUGUUCUUCAUGGAGAAGUUCGACAUCACGAGGGAGAUGGCAUCCUGGCCGAAAAGCACCGCAUCCAUGCUGAGCCACAUUUCAGGACUGGCAGUCUACGCCCUUCAACGAUGCAGCAAAACCUACUAUAUCGUGUUAUUGAGCACCAUUCUAUGUUCAGCGGCUUUUGUUUUGUCGGCAUUUGCAUCGAACAUAUUGUGGAUGACAAUGACUUUUGGCGUGAUGCACGGCUUAGGUCAUGGAAUCUUCGUCACGUCGUCCUCCAUAUACACGCUUCUCCACUUCGAGAAGUACCGCGCCAUUGCAACAUCAUUAGGCUUCCUUUCGUACGGGGUAUCCGCAAUCAUCAGCCAGUUCGUGUUGGCUUACCUCGUGGAACUUUACGACCUCGAUGGAGCUCUGCUCCUCUACGGCGGAGUGCUUCUAAACUCUACCGCCAUUGUUAUGCUAGCAAAGAAUCCUCGGGAACUCGGAUGUUCUUGGAAACCAAGAAAGUCCCAACCUCUGCUGAAGGCGGGCCUCAACCCAAAGCGUUAUGAGGCUACCACUGCGCACAACGCUACCCAACAAAGCCCAGACGAACUACAAGGCCUACAUUUGCCAGAAAAGAAGGUACUACUGGAGAGCUGUACCGUAAAGCAAGCUCUGGCACUACUCUACACGCCAGCGUUCUACGUUCUUCUGGUGACUGUCGUUGUCGGAGAUUACACGUACCUGGAAUUCUCGGCGACCAUCGUGGACUACGGCAUCGACAAAGGCAUAGCCCUGGACAGCGCCAAGCACCUGAUAACCUUCAGUGCGGUUGGUCAGCUUGUGGGCCGUUUGGUGGUGCCUCUUCAGGCAGACUUUUCCCCCUUCACGCGCCGACUUCUGUACACCCUUAGCUUCCUGACCACUUGUUCCUGCAUGGUGGCAUUGCCAUAUGUUUCUACCCCUUCGACCAUCUUUGCGCUGGCAGCUGUGACAGGAGUGUCGCAGGGAUACGUAAUAUGCAUCAAGUACGUGUUCCUUGCGGAAUACCUUGGCGUCGAACGUACGGCUGCUGCAAUCGGCAUCAUCGGCAUCUUUAUGACGCCGGUGUUUCUGGUCAGCCCAACAAUUUUAGGACAAUUUCGUGACGUUUCGGGAUCAUACGAUGGCUACUACCUGCUCAUGGGCGCCGUGAGCUUGGUGGCUGCUGUGCUCUUUGCGACACACAAUGCCUGCAGCCAAAGAAGGACACAGCGGAUACACUGCCUUACAAACAAGCCUCCUGCGCGCCAAGCAAUAUAAAUCUCUAGCUAUCAAAGCGGAUUCGUUCUUUA